UUUUGACUGGGGGUAGGAGAAAGGGAAGGGUGGGUGAGGACGGAAAAAGCAGCAUCGGUCAGCCGCGAACCCCAGGAGAAAAGCUGGGGGCCUGAGCCAGAACCGGAGCCCUAGCGGCACAAGGCAGACACCCAGGGUUGGUCAGCUCCGCAUGAUGAGUCUCCGGCUUUUCAGCAUUCUGCUCGCCGCUGUGGUCUCUGGAGCCCAGGGCUGGGGCUACUAUGGCUGCAAUGAGGAGCUGGUGGGGCCUCUGUAUGCACGGUCUCUGGGUGCUUCCUCCUACUAUGGACUCUUUACCACAGCCCGCUUUGCCCGGCUACACGCCCUUGCCCCUUUUGUAGGCAUCAGUGGAUGGUCGCCCCGGAUUGGGGACCCGAAUCCCUGGCUCCAGAUAGACUUAAUGAAGAAGCAUCGAAUCCGGGCUGUGGCCACACAGGGAGCCUUUAAUUCUUGGGAUUGGGUCACACGUUACAUGCUGCUCUACGGGGACCGUGUGGACAGCUGGACACCAUUCUACCAACAAGGGCACAACGCGACCUUCUUCGGUAAUGUCAACGACUCGGCGGUGGUACGCCAUGACCUGCACUACCAUUUUACGGCUCGCUACAUCCGCAUCGUGCCACUGGCCUGGAACCCCCGCGGCAAGAUUGGCUUGAGGCUGGGCAUCUACGGUUGUCCCUACACGUCCAACAUCCUGUAUUUUGACGGCGAUGAUGCCAUUUCAUACCGCUUCCAGCGAGGGGCCAGUCAAAGUCUUUGGGACGUGUUCGCUUUUAGUUUCAAGACAGAGGAGAAGGACGGGCUGCUGUUGCACACCGAAGGCUCCCAGGGGGAUUAUGUGACGCUUGAACUGCAAGGAGCACACCUGCUGCUGCACAUGAGCCUGGGCAGCAGCCCCAUCCAGCCGAGACCUGGUCACACCACGGUGAGCGCUGGUGGCGUACUUAAUGACCUAAGCUGGCAUUAUGUGCGGGUGGACCGAUACGGCCGAGAAGCAAAUCUCACCCUGGAUGGUUACGUACAUCGCUUUGUGCUCAACGGCGACUUUGAAAGGCUGAAUCUCGAAAAUGAGAUAUUCAUCGGAGGUCUAGUGGGCGCAGCGCGUAAGAACCUGGCCUACCGCCAUAACUUCCGUGGCUGUAUAGAAAACGUGAUCUACAACCGGAUCAACAUAGCUGAAAUGGCAGUGCAGCGCCAUUCGCGGAUCACCUUCGAGGGUAAUGUGGCUUUCCGGUGCUUGGAUCCCGUUCCACACCCCAUCAACUUCGGAGGCCCUCACAACUUCGUCCAAGUGCCUGGCUUUCCACGUCGAGGCCGCCUUGCUGUCUCCUUCCGCUUCCGCACCUGGGACCUCACAGGGCUGCUCCUUUUCUCCCGCUUGGGGGAUGGGCUGGGUCAUGUGGAGCUGAUGCUUAGUGAAGGGCAAGUCAAUGUAUCCAUCGCGCAGACUGGCCGCAAGAAGCUUCAGUUUGCUGCGGGGUACCGCCUGAAUGAUGGCUUCUGGCAUGAGGUGAACUUUGUGGCACAGGAAAACCAUGCGGUCAUCAGUAUUGAUGAUGUGGAGGGGGCAGAGGUCAGGGUAUCAUACCCACUGCUGAUCCGCACAGGGACUUCAUACUUCUUUGGUGGUUGUCCCAAACCAGCCAGUCGAUGGGGCUGCCACUCCAACCAGACAGCAUUCCAUGGCUGCAUGGAGCUGCUCAAGGUGGAUGGUCAACUGGUCAACCUCACUCUGGUAGAGUUUCGGAAGCUUGGUUACUUUGCUGAGGUCCUCUUUGACACAUGUGGCAUCACAGACAGAUGCAGCCCUAAUAUGUGUGAGCAUGAUGGGCGCUGCUACCAGUCUUGGGAUGACUUCAUCUGCUACUGCGAACUCACCGGCUACAAGGGAGUUACCUGCCAUGAACCAUUGUAUAAGGAGUCCUGUGAAGCCUAUCGCCUCAGCGGGAAAUAUUCUGGAAAUUACACCAUUGAUCCUGAUGGCAGUGGACCCCUGAAACCAUUUGUAGUGUAUUGUGAUAUCCGAGAGAACCGAGCAUGGACAGUUGUGCGACAUGACAGGCUAUGGACCACUCGAGUGACAGGUUCCAGCAUGGACCGGCCCUUUCUGGGGGCCAUCCAAUACUGGAAUGCCUCCUGGGAGGAAGUCAGUGCUCUGGCCAAUGCUUCCCAGCACUGUGAGCAGUGGAUCGAGUUCUCCUGCUACAAUUCCCGGCUGCUCAACACUGCAGGAGGCUACCCCUACAGCUUUUGGAUUGGCCGAAAUGAAGAACAGCAUUUCUACUGGGGAGGCUCCCAGCCUGGGAUCCAACGCUGUGCCUGUGGGCUGGACCAGAGCUGUAUAGACCCUGCACUGCACUGCAACUGCGAUGCUGACCAGCCACAGUGGAGAACAGACAAGGGGCUCCUGACCUUUGUGGACCAUCUGCCUGUCACUCAGGUAGUGAUAGGUGACACAAACCGCUCCAGCUCUGAAGCUCAGUUCUUCCUGAGGCCUCUGCGCUGUUAUGGUGACCGCAAUUCCUGGAACACUAUCUCCUUCCGCACUGGAGCUGCACUGCGUUUCCCUCCAAUCCGUGCCAACCACAGCCUUGAUGUCUCCUUCUACUUCAGGACCUCGGCUCCCUCAGGAGUCUUCCUAGAGAACAUGGGGGGUCCUUUCUGCCAGUGGCGCCGACCUUACGUGAGAGUGGAGCUCAACACAUCCCGGGAUGUGGUCUUUGCCUUUGAUAUUGGCAAUGGGGAUGAGAACCUGACAGUGCACUCAGAUGACUUCGAGUUCAAUGAUGACGAGUGGCAUUUGGUCCGGGCUGAAAUCAACGUGAAGCAGGCCCGGCUGCGAGUGGACCAUCGGCCCUGGGUGCUAAGGCCCAUGCCCCUGCAGACGUACAUCUGGCUGGAGUAUGACCAACCCCUCUAUGUGGGAUCUGCAGAGCUUAAGAGGCGCCCAUUUGUGGGGUGCUUGAGGGCCAUGCGUUUGAAUGGAGUGACUCUGAACUUGGAGGGUCGUGCCAAUGCCUCCGAGGGCACCUUCCCCAACUGCACGGGCCACUGCACCCACCCCCGGUUCCCCUGUUUCCACGGAGGACGCUGUGUGGAGCGAUACAGCUACUACACGUGUGACUGUGACCUCACAGCUUUUGAUGGACCAUAUUGUAAUCACGAUAUUGGUGGAUUCUUUGAGACUGGCACAUGGAUGCGCUAUAACCUCCAGUCAGCACUGCGUUCUGCGGCCCAGGAGUUCUCUCACAUGCUGAGCCGGCCGGUACCGGGCUAUGAGCCUGGCUAUAUCCCAGGCUACGACACUCCUGGUUACGUGCCUGGGUACCAUGGUCCUGGGUACCGCCUACCCGACUACCCAAGGCCUGGCCGGCCAGUGCCCGGAUACCGGGGGCCCGUGUACAAUGUUACUGGAGAGGAGGUCUCCUUUAGCUUCAGCACCAGCUCUGCUCCUGCAGUCCUGCUCUACGUCAGCUCCUUUGUGCGUGACUACAUGGCCGUGCUCAUCAAGGAAGAUGGGACCCUACAGCUUCGCUAUCAGCUGGGCACCAGUCCCUAUGUGUACCAGCUAACCACCCGGCCAGUGACCGAUGGCCAACCCCAUAGUGUCAACAUCACCCGGGUCUACCGAAACCUCUUUAUCCAGGUGGACUACUUCCCGCUGACAGAACAGAAGUUCUCUCUCCUGGUGGACAGCCAGCUGGACUCCCCCAAGGCCUUGUAUCUAGGGCGUGUGAUGGAGACAGGAGUCAUUGACCCAGAGAUUCAGCGGUACAACACCCCAGGUUUCUCAGGCUGCCUGUCUGGUGUCCGGUUCAACAAUGUGGCUCCUCUCAAGACCCAUUUCCGAACCCCUCGCCCCAUGACUGCUGAGCUGGCGGAGGCCAUGCGGGUUCAAGGAGAACUGUCGGAGUCUAACUGUGGCGCUAUGCCACGCCUUGUCUCCGAGGUGCCACCAGAGCUUGAUCCCUGGUACCUGCCCCCAGAUUUCCCAUACUACCAUGACGACGGAUGGAUUGCCAUACUCUUAGGUUUUUUGGUGGCCUUCCUGCUGCUGGGGCUUGUGGGAAUGCUGGUGCUGUUCUAUCUGCAAAAUCAUCGAUACAAGGGCUCCUAUCACACCAACGAGCCCAAGGCCACCCAUGAUUCCCACCCUGGCGGCAAAGCUCCCCUACCUCCCUCAGGCCCUGCCCAGGCCCCUGCCCCCACUCCAGCUCCCACCCAGGUUCCGACCCCAGCCCCAGCCCCAGCCUCUGGCCCAGGCCCCAGGGACCAGAACCUCCCCCAGAUCUUGGAGGAGUCCAGGUCUGAAUGAGUCACAAGGGCUUCAGGGACCAAGGCCAACUCCUCUAAGUCCCUUCAGCUCCUGCCUCUCCUCUCCCCUGUCAGGGACAUUUGGCUCUUCUUAGCAGGCUCUGUUCACCAGGAGGAUCCCCUCUUGCCAAGUUUGGUGUGCAGAGCUACAGAUGGGACCAAAGGGAGUGGCCGAGUCUCACUGCCUAAACCAAUGCCCUGCCCCCACCCCCCACCCCAGCUCCUGGCUGUUUGCCUGCCCUACGGGAGAAAGCUCAUGGAGCUGAGGCGGGCCUUUCCUGCCAUCUCUGUCCCAGCUGCUGGCAAGGAUUAACAACCAAGGGCAGGGGAGAUGAACUGCCUCCCUUCCUGUGGGUAUUAUCAGCAGGGACAGAUGUGGGGGAUCGAGGGGCUGCACAGGGCAGGCAGGGAGGGAGGGAGGAGGCUGCUAAAACACACCCUGGAGCCUCCCCCCUGCCCUGCUGACCGGCUGUCUUCCAUCUGCUUCCUCUCAGCUGGGGUUGAGGGAAGAACUUCAUCCCCACCCCCCACCUCACCCAACCCUUUUUGUUCUUACAGAGACCAAGAGGCCUCAGCUUAGCACUUUAGUACCUCCACUGCUUCACAUGCUUUAGCCAAAGCCAUAAAAAGCCUGCAAGUAGAAGAAAUAAUGCAGACCCUGCCCAGCCAGUCCUCUGCUCCUCCACCCCUUUCCAAAAUACGCAAUAGCCUGGGUGCCUGUGUGCAGGCCUGGCCCCCUCCGUGCAUGAGGAGCCCCCCUCCCCCGCUCAGAGAUGCUGCGUGUUCGUCCAGGAGGUCAUAUUCUUUAUAUAUAUUUUUUGUUGCAAAGCCUCUCUCUAGAGAACUAUAUAUUACUCUAAUUUUUUAAUUAUCUGUUUAUAUAUAAAAGAACUCAGUGGGCCGUCCUGUGCUGUGCCCAGUUUGUAGUGAGCUCCUUCUGUGUUGGAUGUCUCAUGAGUCCUGCCAGCCACUCACCCGCCUGCCGGGCCUCCAUUCUAGAGCAGGGCAGAGCCCGCUGUGCCCUCACCUGAGCAGGUUCAAUAAAAGCAGAGUGGCAGA
Messenger RNA from Rattus norvegicus (Norway rat), 5373 nucleotides. It is a transcript of the gene Cntnap1, whose product is annotated as contactin associated protein 1. Lineage: Eukaryota; Metazoa; Chordata; Mammalia; Rodentia; Muridae. Gene Ontology annotation, cellular component: paranode region of axon; membrane; cell junction. The record is from RefSeq and is a predicted model, not a curated record.